Messenger RNA from Miscanthus lutarioriparius, 1242 nucleotides. NCBI's taxonomy places the organism in Eukaryota, Viridiplantae, Streptophyta, Magnoliopsida, Poales, Poaceae. The record is from the annotation of a GenBank genome assembly.
AUGGGUGGUCUUGUUGUCUCUGCCUUCGUGCUGUCUUCUGGGGUUCUUUUCUUGUCCUGCAUCUUCCCAGUGAAUGGACUGUCUAAGGUCAGGGGUGUUAACUUGGGAGGAUGGUUGGUCAUUGAAGGGUGGAUUAAGCCAUCACUUUUUGACGGGAUUCCAAAUGGGGAUAUGCUUGAUGGGACACAGGUGCAGAUCUGCUCAGUGGUAUUGAAUAAGUAUGUUAGUGCGGCUAAUGGUGGUGGCUCAAAUGUGACAGUGGACCGUGAUGUGGCCUCAACGUGGGAGACAUUCAGGCUUUGGAGGGUGUCAGAUAAUGAAUUUCAGCUUCGAUGCCUUGGAGGUCAAUUUUUGACAUCGAACAGUGAAGAUGGUUUGAUCUUGGCAACUGCAAAGCAUCCAUUGUCCACCGAGACUUUCUUCAUUGAAAGGAAUGCUGGAAGGGUUCAUAUCAGACUUUUGAAUGGAGGCUAUGUGCAAGCGACAAACAAUCAUCUGCUUAUUUCCACUUAUCAAUUCCAACCAGGAUGGGAUAAGAAUUUAGCGACGUUUGAAUUGGUGAUUGUUGCCAAUAACUUGCAUGGGGACUACCAGCUUGCCAAUGGUUAUGGUUAUGACAAGGCGAAGAUGGUUUUAGAAGAGCACAGAAGAAGUUUCAUUACAGCAAACGACUUUGAUUUCCUAUCUUGGAACGGAAUUAAUACUGUGAGAAUUCCUGUUGGAUGGUGGAUAACACAAGAUCCUUAUCCACCUUCUCCAUUUGUUGGAGGGUCUUUGGCAGCCCUGGACCUAGCAUUUUCAUGGGCACAAUCUUAUAGUUUGAAAUGUAUAAUCGAUCUUCAUGCUGCUCCUGGUUCUCAAAAUGGAAUGGAACAUAGUGCGAGCAGGGAUGGUUCCGUGGACUGGCCCUCGCCUGAAUAUAUCUCACAAACAUUGGAGGUUAUUGACUUCCUGGCGACAAGAAUUGGGAAUGCAGACCCAAUCGAACUCUUCCAAGCUGGUAUUGGUCUUUCAAAUGUUGUAGUUGAUUUACACUACUACAACUUGUUUGAUCCAUACUUUGCCACCAUGAAUUCCACUCAGAAUAUUGAAUUUAUUUACAAGAUGAGAGCACCGCAGUUACAAGACCUUAAGGCAAUGAAUGGGCCUCUUGUCUUCAUUGGUGAAUGGGUUAAUGAAUGGGACGUGCAAAAUGCAUCUCAGUAUGAGUAUCAGAAGUUUGGCAGAGCUCAGUUCAGUUAG